Xiphophorus maculatus (southern platyfish) is the source of this 1474-nucleotide messenger RNA. RefSeq lists its product as uncharacterized. Lineage: Eukaryota; Metazoa; Chordata; Actinopteri; Cyprinodontiformes; Poeciliidae. The record is from RefSeq and is a predicted model, not a curated record. Bases 25 to 1449 code for a protein of 474 amino acids. Gene Ontology annotation, molecular function: nucleic acid binding; zinc ion binding. The transcript is spliced from 2 exons.
GUCAGGCCGGCGUCUUCGGACGCCAUGGUGGUUGGUGCUGGGAAUGUUUUGUCCUCCACGCUGACACGGAAGAACGGUAUCAAGGUGGGUGCCGGUUCUCCGUGCAGCGUGGAGGACGUCUGUUUGGCGGUGGGUAAAGACAUUGGGUAUGGGGCAAUUAAAUCGGCGGCUAGGAUGAACGGGGCGGUUGUUUUGUUUGUUGAAAAGGUGGAACAGGCUCAGCACUUGGUGGAGGUGGGCGUUUCUGUUAAUGGCUUGUUUUUGCACGUUUCACCUUUAACUUUACCGGCGACUAAAAUUACACUUUCAAACGUUCCUCCGUUCAUUAGUGACGAGUUUUUAAUUAAAGAACUGUCACGACACGGAAAAGUGGUGUCGCCGAUUCGGAAGGUUUUAUCUGGUUGUAAGUCACCUCUGCUUAAACAUGUUGUGUCGCACAGACGACAGCUGUUUAUGUUAUUGAAUAGGAGGGAUGAGGAGCUAGAUUUAAGGUUCCAUGUUAAAGUUGAUGGAUUUGAUUAUGUGUUGUUUGCUACUUCGUCACAUAUGAAGUGCUUUGGGUGCGGUCAGGAAGGCCACAUUAUAAAAAUGUGUCCAGGCAGAGCCGAGCCGGCCCAGCCGGCUUCAGCAGAGCAGCAGCAGCAGCAGCCUGCUGCUGCUGCUGCUGAGCGGGACAGAGAGCCACUGGGUGAGGCUACGGCGGCGGAGGGGGAGCCCACUGCUGACGCAGAAGUACCUGCGGUGGUGGUAAGAGAGGAUGUUGACAGCAUUGUUGGGACUGAUAGCACGGUAGAAAUGAGUGUGUGUGAGAACAUUAAUGAGAGCAGUGUGUUGAGUGGUGACGGUGAGAAUGGUGAGAAAGGUGAAGGAGUACAGAAAGAUAGUGAGCAGAGAGAGCAGGAAAGGGUGAGGGGUGAGAAGGAACAGUUAGCGGGUGGAGCUCAGGGUGAACAGAGAGAAAUGCAGGUAGAUGAACAGGAUGAAGGAAAGAGUAGUGUAGAGGGGGUGGAGGGAGAUGUAGUGGAGAAAGAGAAAGGACUGACAGAUGAUGAGAGAGAGGUGGAAGCUUCUGCCCCAAUAAAAAGAAGGAGCAAAAGAAAGAACGUGGUGGCUGCUGCACAAGCUAGCAAACAGGCCUGCAAGCUAACUGCAGACAAAAAAGACGGGUCAGACAGCAGUGAUGCUGAGAGCUGGUUUUCAGACACCAGCGAUGUAUCGGUUACUCAGUCAAGUACCAAAGAACCGAGAUACCCUGUUGAGGCUUUUCGCAUCUUUUUACGCCAAACGAAAGGCUUGAAAGGUGUUAAACUCGAGAGUUAUUUUCCAAAUCUGAGAAUGUUUUAUUUUUCUGCCCGAUAUCACAUAAGGAACAGAGAGUUGUCCGGUUUUGCGGACACAGAAGUGUUUAGACUGAAAAAAAUAAUGUCUAAGGUCAGAAAACAAUUCUGAGCAUUAUGAUGUAUGACAUGAUUUC